This is a messenger RNA of Lolium perenne, 2534 nucleotides long. RefSeq lists its product as uncharacterized. NCBI's taxonomy places the organism in Eukaryota, Viridiplantae, Streptophyta, Magnoliopsida, Poales, Poaceae. The record is from RefSeq and is a predicted model, not a curated record. Gene Ontology annotation, molecular function: nucleic acid binding; zinc ion binding.
GGGUCCCUCGGCACCUUGCUCCCUCUAAACCGCCGCCACCGCCGCCUCUUCCUCCUCCUGCUACUGCUCCAACCCUACCGCCGCCCCGGCAGCACAGCCCGUCCGCCAUGUACCGGUACUUCGGCGCCCCGGCGGUGGCGUUUUGGAAAGGCGGCCAGCCGGAGCACCACUUCCUCGCCGGCAAGGCCUCUGAGGCUCAGGCAGCUCCGGCGGCGACUGACGCGUUUACUGUUCCCGAUUGGAUCAGUUGGUUUGCUGCCUCCGAUCCCCAGCUCGACGCACAGGUAGCAGCUAUGGAAGCUCCAAAUGGAAUGGCACCAGCAGCUGCAGCCACAGCCAUGCACCAUGCAGAGUUUAAUGCCCAUUUCAGCCAUCCUCUGCCAAGGAAUGCUCUAAGGAAGUUCGUCAAGAAAAUACCCAAGGUUGUGCAGCCAGUAACCUGUCAAGUGUGCAACAUGCAGUUCGGCUCCGUAAAUAAUAUCAGGAGCCAUAUAACAGGUAACAAGCACAAGAAGAAUUUGGAAAAGUUACAAGACUCGAUCACGCCUAAAGUAGCAGAGAUUCCAGACGGUGCUGUUGCUGUACAUCGAACAAAGAGAAAGAGGCUGGAGAAACCAGUACCCUGUGAACUAUGCAAGUUGCAGUUGACCUCCAUAAAUGAAUUCAGGAGCCAUGCAGCAGGUAAGAAGCACAAGAUGAAUUUGGAAAUGUUAAUAGACUCGAUGACGCCUAAACUAGCAGAGCCUCCAAACGGUGAUGUUGGAGAUAGUACAGAAGCUGCUGCUGCUGUCAUUGAUGGCAUGAUACCAGCUGCACAGCCAAUGGAAAAUAAGAGCCCCGCAGCAACCCCGGAAGAUCUGGAGGCUGGAGCACCUGAAGGUGAACUGAAAGUCUGCACGGUGUCAAAUGUUGUCAAGAAAAUACCCAAGGUUGUGCAGCCAGUAACCUGUCAAUUGUGCAACAUGCAGUUGGGCUCCGUAAAUAAUAUCAGGAGCCAUAUAACAGGUAACAAGCACAAGAAGAAUUUGGAAAAGUUACAAGACUCGAUCACGCCUAAAGUAGCAGAGAUUCCAGACGGUGCUGUUGCUGUACAUCGAACAAAGAGAAAGAGGCUGGAGAAACCAGUACCCUGUGAACUAUGCAAGUUGCAGUUGACCUCCAUAAAUGAAUUCAGGAGCCAUGCAGCAGGUAAGAAGCACAAGAUGAAUUUGGAAAUGUUACAAGACUCGACGACGCCUAAACUAGCAGAGCCUCCAAACGGUGAUGUUGGAGAUAGUACAGAAGCUGCUGCUGCUGUCAUUGAUGGCAUGAUACCAGCUGCACAGCCAAUGGAAAAUAAGAGCCCCGCAGCAACCCCGGAAGAUCUGGAGGCUGGAGCACCUGAAGGUGAACUGAAAGUCUGCACGGUGUCAAAUGUUGUCAAGAAAAUACCAAAGGUUGUGCAGCCAGUAACCUGUGAAGUGUGCAAGAUGCAGUUGGCAUCCGUAAAUGAUAUCAGGAGCCAUGAAACAGGUAAGAAGCACAAGAAGAACUUGGAAAAGUUACAAGACUCGACGACGCCUAAACUAGCAGAGCCUCCAAACGGUGCUGUUGGAGCAAGUACAGGACCUUCUGCUGCUGUCGCUGAUGGCAUGAUACCAGCUGUACAGCCAGUGGAGAAUAAGAGCCCCGCAGCAACCCCCGAAGAUCUGGAGGCUGAAGCAGCUGAAGGUGAACUGAAAAUCUGCACGGUGUCCAAUGUCGUCAAGAAAAUACCAAAGGUUGUGCAGCCAGUAACCUGUGAAGUGUGCAAGAGGAAGUUUACCUCCGUAAAUGCUAUCAGGGACCAUGAAAGAGCUAAGCACAAGAAGAAUUUGGAAAAGUUACCAGACUCGAUCACGCCUAUACUAGCAGAGUCUCCAAAUGGUACUGUUGGAGCAAGUACAGAACCUGCUGCUGCUGCUGCUGUCACUGAUGGCGUGAUACCAGCUGUACGUCCAAGGAAGAGAACGGGCCCCGCAGCAACCCGAGAAGACCUGGAGGCGAAGAAGAGGCGAGUGAUUGAGCAGGGAGUAGCUUAAGGUGAAAUGAAAAUUUGCACGAUGUGCAAUGUCGUGGCCAUUGACCAGAGGUCUUAUGAGAAGCACACAGCUGGGCUGAAUCACAAAGCUGCAAAAGCAGCAGCGACCGCAGCUUCCCGAUGUAGCCUGAGAUGAAGAGCGGCUCGACUCUUCUAUUUUUCCCAGCGUUUGUUUCAGUUCUUUCAAAGGGUCAAUAGAACAUCACAAAUUCAUGCCUUUUGCUGUGUUGGUAGUUUAUCUUAGGGCAUCUCCAACCCAGACCUAGCGGCCUGACACAUAGUGAGCGGGUUGUCUGCGGAGACGCAAACGCGUCGCGAAUUUGACUCGUGUUUGCGUCGCGCGGAAUGACUGCGUUGGUCGCAUCUGGGCUCACUGGGCAGUGAUAAAGUUAAACAAAACAGUUCCUCGUUCGAAUUUCAAGACAAACUUUGUUGAUCAUAAAGUUGAGCAAUAAAAUCUUGAUUAUAUAUGUAA